Molecule: messenger RNA, 1836 nt
Organism: Anthonomus grandis grandis
Lineage: Eukaryota; Metazoa; Arthropoda; Insecta; Coleoptera; Curculionidae
Product: ankyrin-2-like
Exons: 3
Coding region: 189-1742 (517 amino acids)
Biological process (GO): positive regulation of transcription by RNA polymerase II
Cellular component (GO): nucleus
Molecular function (GO): transcription cis-regulatory region binding; protein binding
Source: RefSeq, a predicted model, not a curated record
UAUAACCAAACGGCCAUAUUAAACUGCGAAGUGCGAGUAGUGCAGAGAGCCUAAGCAGCCAAUAUUUUCGUUUCGCAAUUUUCUCAUUUUGAAAAAAAGCCGUAAGUGCAAAUAAUAACAAAAUAUACCAAAAGUUAGUAUAUUGGUACUACAAACUCGUUUGCAUUUGUUGUGGUCUUCGUAACAUAAUGGAGUCUUCUGAUGAGGAGCUUCCUUUUGACGAUCACUAUUAUGAGGAUUCUUGUUCCGAAUCAGAUCAAUACGAUGACGGUGAUGUAGACGAAGACAUAAGAUGCAGUGGUCCUCUCGCUGGUGCAGUAGCGAAGGGCAAUCUGGAAAGAGUACAACAAUUAAUAUAUCUCGGUACUUCACCGAAUGCCAAGGGAAAAAACGACGACAGCCCACUACACUACGCUAUAUGCAAUGCCCAGUUUGAAGUUCUGGACUACCUGCUGAGCCUGGAAGAUAUCGAUGUAAACGCUCAGAACUCUUUCGGUCAAACGCCUCUUUUUUACGCGGUAACCAAGAAUCAGCUGCAUAUAGUUAAAAAACUAGUAGAUCAUAACGCCGAUAUAAAAAUUUCUUGUAAAUACGGAUCUACCUUAUUGCACGUAUCGACACCAUAUCCGGAUAUUGUUCACUUUCUAAUACUGAACGGAGCGGAUAUAGAUGCAAAAGAUAAUAAUGGCAAUACACCUUUACAUAUUGCAGUAGACGAAGAAUCUUUAGAAACCAUUUGCAUGUUGCUCUACUACAACGCAGACGCAAACAAUCAGUGUAAACGUAAUUACACCCCAUUUAUGAGGGCAAUAUGUCUAAGAAAUGUGGAAAUCCAAACAGUUUUACUGGACUAUGUAAGUGAUUUUAAUGUAAUUAACAAUCGUGGUGAACCGAUUCUACACCUGGCUCUGUUGUUCUCCAGUCCACUUAUCAAAGAAUUAAUUGACCGCGGAACUGAAGUAAACUACGAAAUCCAUAGUAAACCUUCCAUAAUAUUUUAUAUCUGGCAUUGCAAGUUUAAAGUAUUUGAUAUAGUGUGGCCAAAGGUCCAAGAUCAACCCCUUAGAGGGCAUACUUCGUAUUUCGAGGCAAUGUUGUGUACUUGGACCCCGCCCGAGAAACGACUUCCCCGUUUACUGAGGGCUAUGAUUGACAUCGGCAACGUUUCACCUAUUCUGACCUACUUCGAUUUUACUCGAUUUUAUAGUCCGGCGAAAUGCAAGACCCAUAAGGAGAAAUUUGAAACGUUGAUGGCGUUAUACCCGCAAUUAGCCAUCGAUUUGAUCUAUAUAUAUUUGGGCGAAGGAAAACCCCUAAAUGGCGAACUGAUUAGUAAAAUUUAUGAGUUGUUUGGAUACUGUAAGUUUCUACGAAUUUGUCUUCAUAUGGACAUUCAGAAGGCGAUUUGCGGAAAUGUUAAUAUGGGACUUAUUUUCUAUGAUCCCUUAAUGUCGGUCGAUGAAUUGAAAAAACGGAUUAUUAAUAGCAAUGAUACUGUCAACGAGGAACAAUUUUUGCCGUACAUAAAGAUUCUGAAUAGCGGUAAGAAGAGUUUGACGGUAACAAAAAUACAAGGGAUACCUUCGUUAAAGGAAUUGAGCCGAAAUACUUUACGGGAUGUGUUAGUGUUGCAGCAUAAUUUAAGCACUUCAAGCAAGUACUACUUCUUCAUCCAGAAUAUGCGUCUACCUGAUGUUUAUAAGGAUAUUUUGGCUUUCAAGCAACCAAUUUACAAAUCCUGAGUAGCAUGUAUAUUACAAAGGUGUAACCUUAUUAAAUUAUAAUGUAAUUACACUAUACACUGUAACCAUUAAAAAAAUGAGUUUAAUUAAGUAA